AUGCACAGCCAGUCCAGGAAGCGCGCACAGUCUGCUCAGCCUGCCCAUCAGACCUCUACCCCACAGUCUGGUGUCAGGCACUCUACCUCCAAUCUGCACUCAAUCCCGGAGGAACUUACGACCGUGGGUACAAGCCAGGACUGGCAUCAAGCUUUCAAUCUCGAUCUGGCUGAUCAACCGAUCAGGGGAGGAAUCUCAUACCGUAGCUCUGCGCCACCGGCUUACUCCCCUGGCCGAACUUCGCAAAAGGACAGACCUGACUCUAUCGUGCGUUUGUCGAUGCCUCACAUGACCCCCCAAGAAGAUGCUAUGUCGCAAUCGACUCCGAGUGUGGACGAGAUGAUGGAUGUGGAUGAUUGGAAGCAGUUCCAGUCGAGGGGAAGCGGAGAGGACAGGGGGAGCCUUUCACAUAGAGGUGCGUAUGAAGAUGCCGAUGAAGCUGGUCAGUUGAAGGGGGAGAUUCUGGAUGACGACUCGGACCGAGGUGACAUGUUCAUAGUAAAUCGCGAUCACACAGGAAGCCCACCUCUGUCCAAUGACGAGUCAGAGGAGACUGAUGAAUUGGAUAAUACCGACGAGGAAUCGGAGGAGACAAUCCACCAGCCGCAGAGCUAUACACCUGUGUCAGAUGUCAAGGAGGACAUCGAGGAGGGCAUCAAGGAGGUCGUCGAGGAGGAGGGCAAGGAGGAGGACAAGAAUGAGAAUGAGGACAAUGAUAAGGAUGAGGACGAGGACGAGGACGAUGAUGAGGAUGAGGACAAUGACGAGGACAAGGAUGAACGAAGUGUUCCUGUCCAGCCCUCACCUGUCUUUCAGAGCCGCCCAUCUCACAGAGUCAUACGCAGGCCAAAAGGACGUGCAUCUGCUGCUAAAGUGGAUGCCCCUCGACGCCGAAGCAGUCGACUCUUGGCUGGUCCUGUAGUGUCUACCGCUGCCACUAUUAGUGAACGUGAGCGCAGCGCACUCACCCCCGAUCCAACUACACCUCCUCCUACUCACCCACCGAAGCGUCAAUGUCACAAGGUCUUUCAGACGGCACAGAAGUCUGUGGGGUUGCCGACAGGUGAACGUGGCCCACUUGACAAUGCCUCUGGAAUGUUACAAGCCUCCGAUGACCUGCAUGUGGUCUCUCAGCUGCCAAGCCCGGUGUCAGUUGUUUCCAAUGUCAUCUCCAAUUCUGACGUGUAUUGCUUUCUCUGCCAACAAGGUGGAGACUUGGUCGACUGUGACCAUCCUAACUGCGGCAGAGCUAUUUGCUUGCAUUGCAUUCCAGAUCUCCAGCAGUGGAAUAUGACUGAGCAGAUGCAGUUUGAAUGUCCGGCCUGCGCUACAAAGCAUGGCGGUGGUGCAAUGCAGGUAUACCAUGGCCUGUAUAGUGUCCAAUCUGCGGAAAAACCUUGGGUACCAUUGACGAAAGGUCUUCAGAUUCUUGGCAAGCCUGAGAUAUCACAGACCGCAAGCUACAAGCCUACCCGCAUGCUAAUUCUUAUUUAUACACACUCGCACGACGACACCGGUGACUUGUUUUACAGCAGCCACUGGGUAGGCACAAUUGAUACUUUCUUCAAAUUUGUUGUCUGUGAAGACCUGAUGGCGCUCUCCCGAGAGGUGCUGACAACAUUUGCGCUGCUGGCUUGUGGUUCCGUGGUGUCAAAGGCAGCUCCUGGGGAAGACUUGGUCACAGUUUGUACACGCUACAAGCUCCCCCGGGUUUUGGCAUUCACAGCACCGGUGCUGUCUUCUAUCAGUGCAGCCCCCUUCUUUUUUGGAUUCGUGCGCCGUGUGUUUAUUGAAGGAGCCACUGUCGGUGACCUGCUGAUGAGCGAACUUCUCGCCAGUUCAGGCCCAUUGGGCAGGCACUCCAGGGUCAUUCUCUUAGAAGAAACCACUCAGGAUCGUGUCAUCAGCCGUGGUGAUGCGACGACUGGUGAUUUGGAUAAGGCCAGGCGUAAGCGAGCAUGGGCAGAGUCCUACAAGCUGACCAUCUCAGAGUACAUCUGGGAUCAUCCCAGGAUCAGCCCCUAUGGCAAUCGGGUUCCAAUGCAGUGUGACACUUGUCUUCGCUUAGGCACUUUCAUCUUCUUCGAUCGUAAGGGCACUUCUCCCCAGACUCAUUGCUAUCACUGCAAGCAUUGUCAUGCUGAGUGGAGCUUUGAGCCUCCGCAGGAUGGCAGGCUUCUGAAGGAGUUCAACCAAGGCGCCUGGGUGAAGGUUAUUCAGCAGUAG
Messenger RNA from Sparassis crispa, 2226 nucleotides. RefSeq lists its product as hypothetical. The transcript is spliced from 8 exons. The coding region runs from base 1 to 2226 and encodes 741 amino acids. The record is from RefSeq and is a predicted model, not a curated record. NCBI's taxonomy places the organism in Eukaryota, Fungi, Basidiomycota, Agaricomycetes, Polyporales, Sparassidaceae.